UAUUUACAACCUUUUCAAUCAGUGGUUAUACAACGCAUUUGUAGUUAUGGCUAUGUCCGGUUAUAUAAUAUAUUUUGUGAAGUGCAGUUGCUACUGUAACAAUGACGUCAAUGGAGGGCGGUACUGUUUAAUUCCAUUCAAGCGGUCUGUGUCUGACGAAUAGUUUUUGCUAAUCUCCGGAAAAACUCACACGUGGCCAUUCAUUUUCAAUAAAGGGUGUACACGCUGUUGAAAAAGCAGUGUUUAGUUUAAAAUUGCCCAUGUUAUCACAGCUCACAAUUAAUUUUAAAUAUAAACUAAACGAGGGUAUUUAUUUAGCAUCAGGUUUGAAUUAUGAUACCACAAUGAAAGAAUCUAGUAUUAUUUUCCAGCUAUAACCCCCCCUCCGGAAAAACAUGGUAGCUUCUAAUCUACGUCAACACUACCUGAUGUAACACUUUCGCCGGGUGACUAGUGAAAGAAUGAAUUGGGAAGAGCUGCAUUUUAAUAUGGUUGUAAACGUAUUGUACUUGUAGGUUUAGUGUAGUAAUAGUAUGGUAUAGAUUCUAUACAAUAUCCCUUGUGUUGAAGUAAACGUCUGCCUAAUAAUAUACAAAGGGUAAGAUAUACUAGUACAACGGGAUACAGGUGAUUUUUUUCAGUUCAGUCAGCACGCGUUAUGUAUCCAGUCCGUCAGUGUUCGAUCCUGCUACAGAGAGACAUCCUGCUACAUUGUUCCUCUUCGUUGGUGACCGGGUCACCUGUGAGAAGAGCGGCCGGGUUACAAAAGCUUUCUGCCCCGCCGGCUGCUUUGUUCUGCCAGACAGUUUGUAUGGACAAUCUACCCACCAACAAAGCAGCGACUGCAGCUACGGCCAUCGCCGGAAGACCUUCUUUGCCUGUGUCGGUGUGCUCAAGAACAGUGUGUUCCAUGGGCAACAGCACCAGCAGACUGUACAGCGCCCUGGCCCAGACGUUAAGCAGCAGUCCCGCUCCCCAGCAGGAGGAGUACAGUGAGCAGCCUGCCGAUGUGGUGUCCAUUGACCCAGAUGACCUCCUCAAGGAGUGCGAGAUGGUCCUGCACAACCGGCCGGCCAGAGUGCAGCGGGCCUUUGCCUUCCCUAGAAACAACAUGCCCAGCACCCACCACCGGCCAAUCAGAGUUAUGCAGUGGAACAUCCUCGCACAAGCUCUUGGGGAAGGAAAGGACAAUUUUGUUCAGUGUCCGCUGGAUGCUUUGAACUGGGCAGAGCGCAAGUACCUCAUCCUUGAGGAGAUUCUCAUGCACAGGCCAGAUAUCUUGUGCCUGCAGGAAGUAGAUCACUACUUUGACACCUUCCAGCCUAUCCUGAACAGCAUGGGCUACCACUCCAGCUUCUUACCCAAGCCCUGGUCACCCUGCCUGGACGUGGAGCACAACAACGGACCAGAUGGCUGCGCUUUGUUCUUUAAUCGAGACAGGUUUGAACUGGUGGACAGUGUUAACAUACGUCUGGUAGCCAUGAUGCUGAAGACCAACCAGGUGGCUAUAGCUCAGACCCUGAGGUGCAAGGAGACAGGGAGGCUGUUUUGUGUUGUCGUCACGCACCUCAAAGCUCGCAGUGGCUGGGAGAGGUUCCGCUCUUCCCAGGGCUCUGACCUCCUUAAGAAUCUGCAGUCCAUCACAGAGGGGACUGGCAUCCCCUUUCUGAUUUGUGGGGACUUCAAUGCAGAGCCCACUGAGGAUGUCUAUAGAAACUUUGCGACCUCCAGCCUCAACCUGAACAGCGCCUACAAGCUGCUCAGCGAGGACGGACAGUGUGAGCCCCCCUACACCACAUGGAAGAUCCGCCCGUCUGGGGAAAGCUGCCACACGCUGGAUUACAUCUGGUACUCCCAGCAUGCCUUCAGUGUGGACUCCGUUCUGGACUUCCCCACAGAGGAGCAGAUCGGACCCAAUAGGCUGCCGUCCUAUAACUAUCCUUCAGACCACCUGUCACUAGUCUGUGACUUUAGUUUUAACGAUGAACCAGACAGACUUUUAUAGGCUUAAGACUUCACAGCACUUUGUAUGCACUUCUUUUUAAAUGUUUUUAUUUAUAUUAUAUAUAUAUAUAUAUAUAUAUAUAUAUAUAUAUAUAUAGUGCUGCUAAUCUUAAAAGGUAUAGGGUAUCAUCUAUUCUGUUUUAAGCAACAGCACUGAUAUCUUUAUUACUGGUAAAGGCUGUGGAAAGUAUAGCCAAGUCUUAAGGUGUGCUGCUAAAACGAGAAAAAUUAAGAUCUUGUUUGCGAAAAUACAGUAAAUGACUGAGCACAAAGGAAUUCAGAAAUGUAUUUUUUGUUACUGUUUUGUGGACACAUUUGUGUUGCAUUUUUAUAUAUAGCUCAAAAGCAAUAUAUUAUAAAAAAUAUAUAUUAAAAUCGCAGGUGGUGGGGUAAAGCUUAAAAUAAACCAUAUUUUAACACUUCCAAUACUCUCUAUGUAAAACUUUAUAAACAAAUGUGAUUUUGAAUUUAUGGUUUAUACAAAUAGAAUGCAUUUGCAAUGCUACUUUAAUUUGUUGAUAUUUCACUAUUUAAAAAUGUUAAUUUGAUUUGGGAUUAAUUGCCUUAGUGUACAUGGGCCUAUAUUUUCCACUGUGGACAAAAUGCCCCACGGUGUACUGCAACACAGCUGCCUCUACUUCUACUUUUAAAACACAUUCACACUUUAGUAAAGUUGUUUAGGUACACACAGACAUUUCACAGUAUUUGUAUGCUUAUGGACUUAAAUAAAAACGUCCUAUAAAGCAUCCUAGAGUAAGCAUUGCAUGCAUCUGCUGGUUUGUGGUGCUCAUUAGCUUCUUACUUCAUAUCUAAGGAUGGCUGAAUAGACAACUGCCUGAUCGUUGAAUACAUUAUGCAAAUUAUUUGAAUGAGUAAGCCUUCUUAUUCAGGGACACCAUGAUAAAGUAUUUUGUAAGUAAACUGGUUGGUUGAAAUGAGCAACACAUUUAUUCACGCCCAGGAACCAAAACCUUUUCCUCUGUACACACUGUAGCCUUCCAACAGUAAAAUAUGUGGCAGUGAAAAUCUGUUAAAUAAAUUAAUUAAAUGAACUUGCCCAAUAAUAAAGUUUUACAUAUGUAGGUUUUGAAAUGUACAGUAAUUGAAAUGUGUGUUUGUUGCUAUUUUAAAUUUAAAGACAAUCUGCUUAAUAUAACUCUGCACAAGUAAAUACUGUGUCCCCCUGGCCUUGCAGAUGGACAUAUCUGCACAUAUUUGUUUGAAUUGAUGCUAAAAUAAUUGAGACUGAGACAUGAUUCAUAAUCUGCUAUUUUACAGAUUU
Acipenser ruthenus (sterlet) is the source of this 3286-nucleotide messenger RNA. Its product is annotated as nocturnin-like. The coding region runs from base 659 to 2005 and encodes 448 amino acids. The transcript is spliced from 3 exons. Gene Ontology annotation, biological process: circadian rhythm. Gene Ontology annotation, molecular function: poly(A)-specific ribonuclease activity. Lineage: Eukaryota; Metazoa; Chordata; Actinopteri; Acipenseriformes; Acipenseridae. The record is from RefSeq and is a predicted model, not a curated record.